Molecule: messenger RNA, 1065 nt
Organism: Melozone crissalis (California towhee)
Lineage: Eukaryota; Metazoa; Chordata; Aves; Passeriformes; Passerellidae
Gene: TMEM119
Product: transmembrane protein 119
Exons: 5
Coding region: 1-1065 (354 amino acids)
Biological process (GO): positive regulation of bone mineralization; positive regulation of osteoblast proliferation; positive regulation of osteoblast differentiation
Cellular component (GO): plasma membrane
Source: RefSeq, a predicted model, not a curated record
AUGGCUCCUGCAUCCCGCAGCGCUGCGGUGCCCGGUCCCCGGUGGAGCCGCGGGCAGGGCGCCCCUGGUCCCGCCAGCCCCCUCCCGGCCCCGCCGCCUGCCCACAUCCUGCUGCCAAAAUUUCGCUUCUCCAUCCUCCCCCUCAAGCCCCUGGGGGAGCAGAAACGAAACCCGCGGCCAGGCAGGGACCGGAGCCCGGGACCUUGGGGACGGGACCGCAGCCCCCGGGACCUCCUGCCCGGCCUCGAGCUCAGCGAGGAGAAACUUUCCUCCACCACGGGAGCAGGAAUCGCCCUAUUUGGCGCAGUCAGCAGCUCCUGUCGGGCUGCCACGGCCCGCCUCACGGCGCAGGAAUUCACGGGAAGCCUGCGCGGUGUCACAGCAGAAUCCUCAGGGCAGCGUGUGGUGGAGCGGCACCGGGCUAUGAUGGGUGACAGGACCCCGGGGGUGGCACCGGGCUGUGGAGGGUUUCCUGCAGGAAUCCUGGGCAUGGGCUCAGCCAUGGGCACGUGGUUGCUGCUCUUGGUGCUGCUGGUGGCAGCCCCGGCGGAGGCGGCGGCGCCGCGGCACCGCCCGGUGCUGCCGGACACGGCGGGCAGCGGGGACGGGGACGAGGCCUCAGCCACGCUGCCCGCCCAGCCCGUGACCCCCCGCAUCAGCCCCACCGUGGGGGCGGCACCGGGGACCACCGUGACCAACAGCUCGGCGCCGGGCGUGCUGGACGGGCUGGUGGACUUCUUCAAGGAGUACCUGCUGCUGGUGGUGGUGGUGGGCUCGCUGUCCUUCGUCCUCCUCUUCAUCAUCUGCGCCGCCGUCAUCGUCCGGCAGAAGCACAAGGCCUCUGCCUACUAUCCCUCCUCCUUUCCCAAGAAGAAAUACGUGGAUGAGCGGGACAAGUCGGGGGGAGCGCGGGACUUCAGCGAGGUGCCCGACAAAGCCCCCGAGGCCAGCGCAGAGGAGCCGCUGGACGGCAGCUGCCAGCUCCAGGCCGACAUCCUGGCUGCUGCCCAGAACCUCAAAUCCCCCCACAAGGCUCCGCUGGCCAACGCGGCCCACGGCGACUAG